Molecule: messenger RNA, 5626 nt
Organism: Acipenser ruthenus (sterlet)
Lineage: Eukaryota; Metazoa; Chordata; Actinopteri; Acipenseriformes; Acipenseridae
Product: zinc finger protein GLIS2
Exons: 7
Coding region: 768-2270 (500 amino acids)
Biological process (GO): smoothened signaling pathway; regulation of transcription by RNA polymerase II
Cellular component (GO): nucleus
Molecular function (GO): RNA polymerase II cis-regulatory region sequence-specific DNA binding; DNA-binding transcription factor activity, RNA polymerase II-specific
Source: RefSeq, a predicted model, not a curated record
CUGAGGGGCGAAUGGGCGGAGCUGCACACAUGCGCUGAGCUGGCAGGGUCCGGGGCUGGUCUUCGAGGAAAGGGAGACACGGCGGGCUGACUGACUCCGGUCGGGGCUUGUCUAAAUCAGACAGCCGCUUCGAAACCUCCCCAUCGCCCGUCUCUGUGCGCACUCGCGGAGGAACCCAGGGGCGACGGUCGGAACUGGGAAAGACUGCAGAGGCACCCCCUCCCCUCCUUCAUCCUCCUCCCUCUCUCCUCUGAGGCCCCCCCGCGACCACCAUCGCCACUAAGCGAUGCACUUUUUAUAUUCCAAAUCUUUCUUUUUCUUCUUCAUUAUUUUUAUUUAAAGAAUGCAAGGUUACUCUUGUAAUUCUGAACGGGUUUCUGAAUGCGCAAGGACGUGCAUAUUCCUUGGAAACUGACAGAUGGCAACAACCUUUUUUUAAAGAAUCCAUUGCAUCAAUUUUUUUAAAGUAUUUACUAAAAAAAAAAAAAAAAAAAAAAAAACAGAUGGUUUUCAACGCGAUUUUCUACUCUUUACCACCUUAACUCACCAAAUCAGACAGUUUUUUAAAACGGCGAAGGGAGCGACCGCUAAAAAAUAAUUUUAAAAAGCUCGUUUGCAGCAAAAGAGGGGAAAAAAAAAAGUUUACCCCCAAAAACAGGAGAUUACGACCAUUCAGCGAGACCCGGGCAUUCCAAAGCUGGGCUGUCUGGGCUCCCUGCCAGGCGUGUCUGUGUGUAGCGCCUGCGGAGCUGCCCGUCGCCGAGGCGAUGCUGUCCCUAGACGAGCCCCUGGACCUGAAGCUGACCCUGUCGAAUGUGCGGGGGGCGAGAGGGGACCCCCCUACGGACUCGCACAGCGCCCGGCGGUGCCAGCUCAAGAUGGCCCCGGACGGAAGCGCGGUGAUCAUACCAGCAUUACCCUCCUCCCCGCGCACAGGUCAGUCCACACUGCCCCGCUCUCAGUCCCAGGAGAAGCCUGAACCCCGAAACACAGCCACCCCCGCGAUGGGGCCCAGCCUGUCCCCGGCCCCCGGCCCCGCGGAGCUGUCUGAAGGGAACGGGGCGUCGCCCAGCUUCAGCAGGGAUUCUCCACCAAUCCGGUACUUUGAGGGCGGGGCCAGUUCCCAGGCUUUCCAGUUCUUUCUGCCUAUUGGUACAGGUGGUGGGCUCCACCUACCAUCCUCCAUGUUCAUUGGCCCUCCGAAAGAGAAGCCCGCCUCCCCGGAACUCACCGCCGACGAGCAGCUGGCCUGCCGCUGGGUCAAGUGCAACCUGCUCUUCGAUUCGCUGCAGGACCUGGUUGACCACGUGAACGAUUUCCACGUCAAGCCUGAAAAGGAUUGUGGGUACUGCUGUCACUGGGAGGGCUGUGCCAGGAGGGGGCGUGGCUUCAAUGCCAGGUACAAGAUGCUGAUCCACAUCCGCACCCACACCAAUGAGAAGCCGCACCGCUGCCCCACCUGCAACAAGAGCUUCUCACGACUCGAGAACCUCAAGAUCCACAACCGCUCGCACACAGGGGAGAAGCCGUACAUCUGCCCGUACGAGGGCUGCAACAAGCGCUACUCCAACUCCAGCGACCGCUUCAAGCACACGCGCACGCACUACGUCGACAAGCCCUACUACUGCAAGAUGGCGGGGUGCCUGAAGCGCUACACCGACCCCAGCUCCCUGCGCAAGCACAUCAAGGCACACGGGCACCACGUGAUGCACGAGCAGCAGGGGGCGCUGCGGCAGGGGGGCAGGGGGGCGGAGGGUCCCUACGUCAGCGGGACGCACAUCAUCAUCCCCAGCCCGGCCGCCCUCUUCGGCAGCCACGCCCUUCAGGGACUGGGCCGCUCCCUGCCUCUCCCGCUGAGCGCCCGGCCCCUGGACCUCAGCACGCUGGCCUGCGCGGGCUUGGGGUCCCCCUCCCUGGGCGCCCUGGCCAACCCAGUCCUCUCCCUCAACAGUACUCCAAUCGGCCUGGCCAAAUCGCCCAUGGUGUCUUCCGGCUUCUCCGCUAGUGGUCUGGGGCUGCCCCUGGUUUCCUUGGUGACCGGGGGGUUCUCACAAAAAAGCGGGGUGCCGUUCGGGAAGCACUCCAAACUGGCCAGCUCCAAGCCCGCCAGCAAGCUGAGACCCAGAGGGGAAGACCUUGGGGGCAUACCUGGGACUGUCCUGAAUCUCUCCACCGGGGCAGGCGCUCUCUCCAGCCCUGAGUCGCUAACCCAGGGCUGGGUGGUCAUUCCUUCUGGCUCAGUUGUCCUCAAACCGGCCGUUGUAAACUAAUCCACAUUCCUGGGGGGGUGGGGGGUGGCUUGGAGGGCAAUCAGUAGAUGUCAGGAUGUAAAGGGGUCGCUCAUCCUGAAGCUCAGAGCUCAGAUAACAUUUCCUUUCCUCUAUACAGAUUUCUUAAAGACAACGGUGGACAGUACCACGUGAUGGCAUUACUUUUCUCUUGUGCAACAGGGAGGACCGUGGUUUUGCUUUGUGCGUUUUUAGGGGCAGCUUGGCAGAAACAGCUCAGUUACAAUAGCUCUAAGCUCCUCUCUCUUUGGACUGGCGGUCAUGCUGUCCAUGGAAUUCGGUCACCUGGUCAUCCCAUCGGCUCUUCUGCAUUUCUGAUUUACAUGCAAUCACACCGAACAUUCACCCGGAACACUUAAGUCGCACGUUUUGAGUUGGUUUUUUAAAGAUAUUUACCGUGGAUAGAUCCACAGAGAUCUAUGAGAUCUGGCAUGUCUGGUUUAAGCCUGUUUACCUGUAUUGGAAAGUGGCUGCCAGUUUGACCCCAGUUCUUUGAAGUUGUGCCUUUUGAAUCCUGCCCUGUCCUGUGCAAUUUGUAGAAAUGCUAAUAACAUUGAGCCCGGUGCAAUCUGUACACAUACUGAUAAAAUAAAUAAAUAAAAUAGAACCUAAACACAUAUCUGCUUAAAUUGGCUCAAACAAGCGGACGAGGUGGGAAAUUUCCACCAUGGGACGUUAAUUCAGUAAAAUGACUUGCCGUGGCCAGACACCAACCCCAGGGGGAGCCAGGGACCAGGUCAUUCUGAGAGAGUUGAGCCGCUUUAGGAAGCACCUGUGUUGAGGGCAGGAUCCCAUCCCAGGUGUUCCCUAAGUGGGCUUCUGAAUCUACCAAUUCUCCUCCCUGCUGCAGCACAGUGACCAGCCUCUCCCUGCUCUCUCCUGCUGUAACGAAGGCACUUCAGAAACACAGGGAUCAUUCCCCAAGGACAUUUCAAUUCAUUUUUUUUUUUUUUUAAGACGAGACAUUUUCUCAUGUCGACGUUGCUUUUUUUUUUCGGUGUGGCCAUACCGCCAGCCGCGUGUUGUAAAAGCCUAAUGCGUGCUGCUGGGAAACCAGCCCCCACUGGGACUUGUCACGUUUGCAGGACAAGGCGGACUGGCAGGGCAGGUAGCUCACUUCCGCUGCUUAGCUUGGCUCAGCUCCUCGGGGAGGAGACGUUCAGCAGACACGCUGCCGGCUUUCCUUGGAAACAGAGACGAGCGCUCAGCACAGAACAGCGCAGAUACAGGGUUGCUGCUGGAGGGAGAGAACCAUCACCGGAGUGGAUAGAGCCAGGCACCACAGCACUGGAACAAGCUUCUAGGAGCACCGACAGCACUGCAGCGCAGCCUUGAAACAAGUGGUCACAUGGAGCAGGUAAUGCACCAACAGUGAAUGCAUUUCCAGAACUGUGACUUUAAAAAAAAAAAAAAAAAAAAAAAAUUGGUGCCGUUGACAAUCUUGAGUAAAGAGAAUCAUGCCCUGCAUGACUUCAUCUCCAACCCAUACUGGAAUAACGAGGCACAAGUCUGUUUUUACUUUCAGAGUUUAGAGUAGGAAUGCAGUCUUGGUGUGGUGUCAUCCUCGAUGACCACUUGCCCCCACUGCCCCACCCCUCCUCUGAAACCCCUGGUCCUCCAUCCUUCCACGCUUCAGACUGCAGCGCUAAACCCCACCAGCUUGUCAGCCCAGGACGGCUGAAGCAGCUUCCAUCUCUGCUCAGAAGAAGCCUGCCGCUUCCUGUAAAUCAGGCUGUGACUCAAAGCGUGAUUCAUGCAAUGGGAUCCGAGACAGGACAGUAAACAGGGCUGGUGCUGCUCCAUAGACCCCCACACAGUGCUGUCCAGCGCACUGUAGUGGAGCGAGCCAAGGUUGACACGGACCCGCCCUGGGUCCAAUCUUUAAAUAUAAUUAUAAUUAUAAUAAUAAUAAUAAUAAUAAUAAUAAUAAUAAUAAUAAUAAUAAUAAUAAUAAUAAUAAUAAUAAUAAUAAUAAGCUGUUUGACCUAUUAACCCUUUGAGCACUCACCUGCACUUUCAACAAGCAACCUACACCCCCUCCCUCCUACUCAUUUGCAACGAUAGUCUUCAUCAGGAGGGUCUUGUGAAUGGAAGGUCGUGGUUUGUAACUCAGUGUCUGCACGGCGUUUCCUUGUGCCCAGUAUUUUAACUGUAGUUGAAAGUAAUCGUUUCCAUCAAUGGAGCUUUCAGUUUCUUUUUUUUUCUUGGGACUGCGUCCCACAUAGCGAUCUUUGUUCUAUUCUGUGAUUUUGUUAUUCUAUAUAUUAUUAUCGCAGUAUGUUUAAGCUUUCUUUGCUGCUCCUUGACUGUAGAUUUGCGGCGGAAUGAUUAUUUUCCUUCACUUCCCCGUGCCGUCGAUGCUGCUGGUCAGUAAAAACCAGUCUAAGUGUUAAAAGAACAGUGUUAAAAUAAAGGAGAAAAAACCGAUAACUCUCAUCUCAAAAAAUACUUUUAUUGGUUAAAAAAACAUUUAAAGAACGACUUAGCAUUGCCUUCAUCCUGCUCGACGCUGUCAUAAACCAAAAAGCAACGUUCUGAAUGCUUCUUUUAACCAGUUUUUUUUUGUGAUAUGCGAGUUGCAGGGUUUCCUUUCCUUGAUUUGGAUAUUGUGUUUCACCCUACGCACAACAGCUUCUUUUCGAUCCUCGUGUUACUGCCGAAAGCAAAGCCAGCUUGAGACUCACCGGUCCAGAACUGUGCAGUUAAUGCAGGAACCACGGAGGCGGCUGCAUGCAGAUAAGACUAGCAAUCUCGCUGCCCUUCGACCAGUACCUCACUUUGCCAUGACCUCCCUGCAAAUACCAACAACCGUUCAGAUUCGUAGCUUCUCGCUCCCCAUCCUGAAUACUCCAGGCAAGUACGUUUGUGAACUACAGCUUUCUUUUAUUUUUUAGUAUUAAUAAAUGAAUUAAUUAGCCACCACAGUACGCAUUAAAAAGGGAUGCCUUGGUUUGAAGUGUAAAUAUGCUAUGGCAGUGCACAAAGGGUUAAUAUUAGACGAAGGCCUGGGAAAGGGCCAGUAUCAGAUUGUUUUUUUUGUUUAUUUUUGCACAUCAAGAUAUUUUUUAAUAUCAGUAUUUUUAAUGGUUCGAAGUGCCUUAUAUUAUAAUUAAAAUGUAGAGGAUAUACAGUAUAUAUAUAUAUAUAUAUAUAUAUAUAUAUAUAUAAAAUAAAAUAAAAAACUAUAUAUAUAUAUAUUUUUGUGGCUCCAGUACUGAAGUCACAUGUUGCAGAAUUUUAGUUGUAAAAGUCUUAAUUGGUACAACAUAGCAGUGUGCUCCUGUUUUAGAGGGUGUUAACUAUGUCAAAAAAAAGUUGAAUAAAGUUGCAUUUGAUAA